This is a messenger RNA of Cordyceps fumosorosea ARSEF 2679, 1806 nucleotides long. Its product is annotated as RNA recognition, RNP-1. Gene Ontology annotation, molecular function: nucleic acid binding. NCBI's taxonomy places the organism in Eukaryota, Fungi, Ascomycota, Sordariomycetes, Hypocreales, Cordycipitaceae. The transcript is spliced from 5 exons. The coding region runs from base 1 to 1806 and encodes 601 amino acids. The record is from RefSeq and is a predicted model, not a curated record.
AUGGCGACUCAAAGCCAAUCGCUGCUGAAGCUCUUUACUCCCGGCUCGGACAUCUCCAAGAUUAGCUUCGACCCCUCGCUCCCCUCGCCGCCCGAUUCCAACUCUUCCUGCGCAUCCUCGGCCAUGCUCUCGCGUGUCAACUCUGCCUCUUCAGCUGUUGUGAUGCAGAGCAAGCUGAACCCCGAGUCCGCGGUCUGGAUGCCCCCAGGCUGGGGAGAAUUUUCUCCCGCGCCCUCUAAGAAUGGUACUCCGGCCAAGGGCCAGGGCGAAGAGCCUCGCAGCGGUGAUUAUGCGUUCCCCAGCUACACAUUCAUCACUUCCCCAUCAUCCUCGCAUCGCCACCACCAUGUUCGCGGCAAAAGCAGCAUCACCAGCCCGAUGCCAACCUCUGGACGCAUGACGGAGCCCAGAAACUACGCGCCGCGUACCUCUGGCCGUCCCAUGCGCAGCGAGCCGCCGCCCAAGUUCAACCUGGAACUGCCAACAGUAUCCCAGCAUGAGUGGGAAGUGCUGCCGCCCCCAGAGGCGUUUGAUCACCAGCUCGGCGCUAUGGUCCAGCAGGUUCUGCCUGCCCCUCAGGCCCUGACAGUGUACCAGCCGCCGGUCGAGGUGUACGAUGGAAGGUCCGACAAACUCAAGGCGCUCACGAACCCGGCCUGGGGCGACGCCAUGCUCGCUGCUGUUCUCGACCCUAGCAACAUGCCGUUUGUUGAAGCGGCCAAGCAGGCUACGGCCAAGAAUCACGGUGUCGUUCGUCUUGGUAACAUCCCCUUUGCCACCAAGCGUUCUGAGGUAAUUGCCUUUCUCGGACGUAACUCCAAGAUCUUGAAUGACGCCGACGAGCCAGUCCAUAUUAUCAUGGAAAAGGUCACGAGCAAGACAAUGGACGCCUACGUCGAGUUCAUGACGCUAGAGGAUGCCAUGCGCGCGGUAGAGAAGCAUGCGCAGAACCAGCUCUCUGGUAGGCCGACACGUCUAGGAGAUCGCCCUGUGGACUUGCAGCUCUCCAGCCAGGCAAAUCUGAUGAAGGACCUUUUCCCUGUCGCGGCUGGUGUCGUCUGGAAGGGGGUUACGCCCGAGAUCCAGCCGCAUAAGCCCAAUGAGCCGUGGGCUAACUUCAAAGGCUUCAUCUCCGCUGAGGAGAUGGUCAUGCUUGUGAAGCAUGUGGAAGUUCCCCAUCGAUCCCCUUUUUCCAAGGAGUGCCCUCAGCGCCCCUACGAAUGCCUUAUCAGCACCCUGCGCAAGUUUCCCUGGUACAUGACGGCGUGCAUCACGGUCGCCCAGCGGGGUGCGAUGUUCCAGGCGACCUGCGAUCUGCUGCGACUGCUUCUCAAGAGCCUCGACAAGGGCGAUGACCCCGUGAACCUCAGCAACCAGCUGCUGCGCCGCGUGGCGAAGGCUGCCAUGGAGUGUCCCGGCUUCACGGCCUUGAUGAAGGACGACAUCGUCUGGAUCGUCGGCAUGUCCGAGGACGAGCAGCGCGCCUACGGCCAGCCUCGGUUCGCGAGCAGCUGGCGCCAUCAGUACGCCCUGGUGCCCAAGCUCGGUAUGCCACUGGACGUUGUUGAGUGGUACAUUGCUGCGAUUCGCGAUCGGACGAUGCGUGACGUGUUUGCGCUGCCCCACGGCGACCGUCGCGCUGUUCAGGAGAAGGCCCAGUCCACUGACGGAUACUGGGGCUACUUCUGGAACGAGCUCAAUUACCCUGAAGGCGCCGAGUUCGACACCAUGACUCUGGCGCACGUUGCCCAAGUCGAGUUUGGAGUUGUUGAGACUAUUCUUGCUCGCGCUUUCGGUUCUAUGUGA